GGGACUGAAGAGACCGCGCUCCCGUUCCAUGAAAACUAAGUAAAAACGCAGGGAAAAAAGCGCACCGGUCGAAAUGAACUCGAAAUGAUUUAAAUAAAUGGAUCAUUUCACCAUGACAACGCUUUGAGCGCGAGUCUGCCAUGGAGAGGAAUAACACCACACAAACUCUCGCGCUGGGUGAGUGCGAGCACACGCUGGAUCCCAGCGCAGCUCUGGACAAUUGUACAGACGGGGCCAACGGGAACCUCUCAUUGCGCUGCUGGCUGCAUUUGUUGACAAAAGAGUCUAGUUCAACGUUGCAAGGUGAUGGGUCUAGCUUGGCUGUGCGUGUUAUGAUCGCUCUAAUUUAUUCAGUAGUGUGCGCUUUGGGACUCGUGGGGAACUCGCUCGCGCUCUACCUGCUGCACUCGCGGUACCGGCAGAAGCAGUCUUCUAUCAAUUGCUUUGUGAUGGGUUUGGCACUAACUGACCUGCAGUUCGUCCUAACCCUGCCGUUCUGGGCCGUGGAUACUGCGUUGGACUUCCGCUGGCCUUUUGGAAAAGUAAUGUGUAAAAUCAUCAGUUCUGUAACUACUAUGAACAUGUAUGCAAGUGUAUUUUUUCUGACCGCAAUGAGCGUGGCAAGGUACUACUCCAUCGUCUCAUCGUUGAAGAUGCACAGUCGGCGUGCGGCGGCCGCCGCAGCCAAAUGGAUCAGUUUGGGCAUUUGGGUGGUGUCUUUGAUCGCCACGCUUCCACACGCCAUAUAUUCCACUAUAGCUCAAGUGGCCGCGGAUGAAGAGCUGUGCCUGGUCCGUUUUCCCGAAAAGGGGAGCUGGGACCCGCAACUGUUGCUUGGACUUUACCAGCUGCAGAAGGUUCUGCUCGGAUUUCUGAUUCCAUUAGUGGUGAUAAGCGUCUGCUAUCUCCUACUGCUGAGAAUCGUGCUGAGCCGCAGGAUCAGCGGGGUCGCCGGGUCGGAGAGCGAGGCGGGUCGGCACAAGCGCCGCUCUAAGGUCACGAAAUCGGUCGUGAUUGUGGUGCUUUCCUUCUUUUUGUGUUGGCUGCCCAAUCAGGCGUUGACUCUGUGGGGCGUCCUUAUCAAGUUCGACCUGAUGCCUUUCAGCAAGGCCUUCUACAACACCCAGGCGUACGCCUUCCCCCUGACUGUCUGCUUGGCCCACACGAACAGCUGUCUUAAUCCCGUGCUUUACUGCCUGAUAAGGCGGGAAUUUCGGGCCGGGCUUAAAGAGAUUUUUUGGAGGGCCACGCCGUCCUAUCGCAGCAUGGCUCGGCUGCUCCCGCGCAAAGCGAAGGUGGCCGAAGCACCUCCAGUUCUGGUCCUGGUGCAAAUGGAUGUGUGAUUGUGUAUUAAGGGGAAAGACGCAUCCUUCACGUUCAUUUCCCCCCGUCGUUGUUUUUGAUUGACAGGACGAAGCAUGCGUGAGCAUUCUCCUCUGGGAGCUGCUCCAGUUCUGCUUCAUCGCAUUCAGAAUCACUUUUGCACUUUGUUUCACCAGUUCUUUCCCCCUCGUCUUUGGAUGCUCUGAUCUACCUCCGCUGGUUUUCAAUUUGUCCCAUCAAACCCAAUCGGAAUUCAAGGGGGUUGAUUCACCUUUGCUUUUCUUGCAGCCUAUUAAAAACACUGUUUAAAGAUUCCAACCAAGAUAUCAAAGGAACAAUAAAUUAUCCAUUAGUGUUUUCCGCCUUUGAAGAAAGAAGAACCAGCUGAGAUGUAGUAGAGGGGUCUGGCGUCAUGUUAUUUUAUGAGAUUAAAAAUGAAGUGUGUAUGUGGGUCACUGGUAAAUUUAUCAUUGAACCAUUUAUCAAAUGUUAAUUUAUUGUGCAUUUUGCAGUUAUUUUUGCACUUAAUUUAUCUUUCAGUGUUAUUUAAAUAUUAUAUUGCACAGAAAGUAGACGAUUUUAAACGUUGAAGCUAUAAAAUAGCUUAAAAUUUAGCUAAAUAACAUUAUCAUAAGGAAUUCAGUAAUAAGGGAAAAACUGUGCAAUGUAUGCGAUCAUCUCUCUUUCAAUUUUUUUUUAUAAAACUGUGUUUCUAAA
Messenger RNA from Triplophysa rosa, 2040 nucleotides. RefSeq names its product relaxin family peptide receptor 3.2b (gene rxfp3.2b). Gene Ontology annotation, molecular function: G protein-coupled receptor activity. The record is from RefSeq and is a predicted model, not a curated record. Gene Ontology annotation, biological process: G protein-coupled receptor signaling pathway; immune response. Lineage: Eukaryota; Metazoa; Chordata; Actinopteri; Cypriniformes; Nemacheilidae. The transcript has a single exon. The coding region runs from base 141 to 1343 and encodes 400 amino acids. Gene Ontology annotation, cellular component: membrane.